AUGAGUAAUGUUGAGGAUGGAAUCGAGAAGUGUAUAAGGGUAGAGGAGAAGACAGAAUUGCCAGAAGUCACCAAAUCUUCAACAGUUUAUCAUUUUGAUGAAGAUGAUUUAAAGAAAGGAACGUGGGAAAAAAUUAGAAAAUGGAUCAUGGAAAAUCUCAUGCUUUUGACAACACUUGCUGCUGUUAUUAUUGGCGUUACCGCAGGUCUGAGCUUACGACAAUUUGACUUAUGCAAGGACACAAUAAUUAUUAUAUCGUACCCCGGGGAGCUUUUUAUGAGAAUUUUAAAGCUCAUGAUACUUCCUCUCGUAAUUGCAAGUUUAAUUACGGGAUCUGCAUCAAUUAAUGCAAAAAUGAAUGGAAAAAUUGCUCUUAGAACCUUUGUGUAUUUUGCAUCGACGUCAUUAUUUAAUGCUGUACUUGGAACAGCUCUCGCAAUGUUCAUCCAUCCUGGGAGUCCUGAUAUGCAUAGUGAUUUAGAUUUAGCAUCGAAUCCGAAUAGUGUUAAUUUAAUGGAUAGCAUGUUGGAUAUUGGAAGAAACAUUUUCACCGAUAACAUAUUCCAAGCAUCAUUUCAAUCAGCAUAUACAAGCUAUGUCCCAAAAAAACUUCCGUUUGAACUCAACGACACGGAUACUUUAAGUGAAACAUCAAAAAAGCUUAUUUUUGUAAAUGCAAACCCUGUUGCCGAGCUAAAAGAAGAACGAGAGAUGAUUCCUAUCGUACAAUAUCGAUCCGGUACAAACAUGCUGGGUAUUGUAUUCUUCUGUCUAGUUUUCGGUACUAUCUUGGGAACAAUCGGCGAGAAAGGUCAUGUUGUCAUCAACUUUUUUACGGCCGUCUUUGAAGUGAUUAUGAAAAUGGUCAUUCUAGUGUGCGUGUGGCUUAGUCCAAUUGGCAUCUCGUCCGUUAUUGCUGGUAAAAUUUUGAGCGUUGAAAAUCUCUCGCUUGUCAUCUCCCAACUGCUCCUAUUCAUCAUAACUGUCGCAGCUGGUGUUUUUCUGUACCAAUUUGUUGUACUUCAAGCUAUAUAUUUUUUAAUUGUCAGGAAAAAUCCUUUCAAGUUUUAUGGAGAACUCGUUCAACCGUUACUUUAUGCUUUUGCUUCUGCUUCCAAGACUGCAGCAUUGCCAUUAACAUUUCAAGUACUAGAACAAAAAGUGAAUAUCGAUAAACGGAUUACGAGAUUUAUUUUGCCGAUUGGUGUAUUGAAUAUGGAUGGAACGGCAUUGUAUGUAUCUGUAUCAGCGAUUUUUAUUGCACAAAUGAGUUCGAUGAGUCUGGGAUUAGCGGAGAUUAUCACGGUGAUUUUGACAUCAUUUGCAGCAUCUAUGUCUGUUGCUCCCGUUCCGUCAGCUGCACUCGUUUUACUCGUAAUGGUUUUAACAUCAAUAAAUGUGCCACUUCAGGACAUAACAUUACUUUUUGCAAUUGAUUGGUUUGUUGACCGGAUAAGGACAACGAAUAAUAUGUUGGGUGAUUGUUACACUUGUGCUGUGGUCGAGCAUUUGUCAAAGGCAGAAUUAAUGGCAUGCGAUGCGGUCAACAGCUUACCUAACCAUAAUUCAACAAAAUCAAGAAAUGAUUCAGUUCCAGAAUUAAUUGUGGUGAGUGUCGAAAGUAGUAAAAAAUAA
This is a messenger RNA of Chironomus riparius, 1635 nucleotides long. The record is from the annotation of a GenBank genome assembly. Lineage: Eukaryota; Metazoa; Arthropoda; Insecta; Diptera; Chironomidae.